AGGUAUGUACAAGGAAGACUCCUGUUAUUCUAUUUAGUUAUCAAAAAAUUUCUGUCAAACGCCACUGUGUCUAAUAUAGACAAAAAAAAAAAAAAAUUCAACAAUGUUGUCAAAUACAAAAUCAUUAUUUCCAGUUUUUAUAUUAUUUCUACCCGGUAUUUGUUCACAAAAAUCUGUUACAUUACUUGUUGUAAUUGAAAAACCAGAUGCAACACAUUUACGUGCAUUAAACGAAAUUCUCCCAAGGUUGGAAAAAGAAACAGGAAACAAUAAUCAAUUGAAAAUUGAUGCAAAAAAAAUUGAAGUUGAUAGAGAAAAUGUAGACACAAGUUUUCAAGAAGUAUGCCAAUAUUUAUCUGGUGGUAUUACAUUAAUAUUGGAUUUUACCUGGACCGGUUGGGAUAGAUUAAAAAAAAUGGCAUUUUCCCAAGGAAUUGUUUAUAUAAGAGGUGACGUAAGCAUAAGUCCCUUUGUACAAGCAAUGGACGAUUUACUUUUUAUGAAAAACACCACAGAUUCAGCAUUAAUAUUUGAAAAUGAAAAAGAACUAAAUGAGACUUUAUAUUAUUUAAUUGGAAAUUCAAUCAUCAGACUGGUUGUUAUUGAUGAUUUUUCUCAAAAGCAAGUUGAGAAAAUAAUUAAAAUGAGACCUCUACCUUCAUAUUAUGUGAUUUAUGCAAGCACAGAAAAUAUGGCAACUUUAUUUAAAACGGCAAUUGACGGUGCAUUAGUGACAAGAAAUGGAACUUGGAAUCUUGUUUUUACUGAUUUUCGAUAUCAAAAUUUUCAAUAUUAUAAACCACAAAAUGAUAUGGAAAGAAUUGAUUUUACAGUGACAACAAUGAAUAUGAAAAAUGAGGUUUGCUGUCGGCUAUUGUCACAAACGGAUUCAAAUUCAACAUCACUCCAGUGUGAUUGUUCAAAGGAUAAAAAAAUAUCGGAAAUGUAUUUUCAACGUCUCAUUGAAUUUAUAGUAAAAGUUUUAAAAAAUAUCGAAACAGGUUCACCAAUAAAAGGAGAUUGUAAAAAUAAUAAUUCAAAACCGCCUAAAAAUAUUGUGUCCACAUUUUUGGAUCAACUCAAUGCUGAAUUAAAACAAAUGGAUAAAUUUUAUUUUGAUAGUGAAAAAUUGUUAAUAGCAUAUAAUGCAGAAAUUGAAAUAAAUAUUUUACAACAAGGUCGAGUAUCUAAUAUUGCAACAUGGACAAAAACUGAAAAAGUCAAAGCCCUACCGGAUCAACAAAUUAUUGCUGCUAAACGUUAUUUUCGAGUUGGAACGACUCCGGCAAUUCCAUGGACAGUCGAGGAUGGAGUCGAUGAAAAUGGAAAUAUCAAAUGGAAGGGUUAUUGCAUUGAUUUAAUAGCAAAAUUAGCAGAAGUCAUGGAUUUUGAAUAUGAUUUGGUAAUUCCCAAUGAUAGAGAAUUUGGUGCAAAAACGCCAAAUGGCGAAUGGACUGGCCUAGUUGGUGAUUUAGCGAAAGGGGAAACCGAUAUUGCUGUCGCAGCAUUGACAAUGACAUCGGAAAGAGAGGAAGUUAUUGAUUUUGUUGCUCCUUAUUUCGAGCAAUCUGGAAUUCUUAUUGUUAUGCGGAAACCAGAAAGAGAAACGUCACUUUUCAAAUUUAUGACUGUGUUAAGGGUGGAAGUUUGGCUUAGUAUUGUUGGCGCAUUGACACUAACGGCCAUAAUGAUAUGGUUUUUAGAUAAAUAUUCACCCUACAGUGCAAGAAACAAUAAAAAACUCUAUCCAUAUCCCUGCAGGCAAUUCACACUAAAGGAAAGCUUUUGGUUUGCUCUAACCUCAUUUACACCACAAGGAGGAGGAGAAGCACCAAAAGCUCUCUCUAGUCGAACACUAGUUGCCGCCUAUUGGUUAUUUGUUGUUUUAAUGUUGGCAACAUUCACCGCUAAUUUGGCUGCAUUUCUAACCGUCGAACGAAUGCAGUCACCAGUACAAUCUUUGGAACAAUUGGCACGACAGUCGCGUAUAAAUUAUUCAGUUCUAACAAAUUCAACAAUUUAUCAAUAUUUCAAAAAUAUGAAAAAUGCUGAAGAAAAACUUUACAAUGUUUGGAAAGAAAUAACAUUAAAUAGUACAACAGAUCAAGUUGAGUAUAGAGUAUGGGACUAUCCAAUUAAAGAACAAUAUGGCCAUAUACUACAGUCGAUACAUCAGGCGGGAUUAUUAAAUUCCACUGAGGAAGGUUUUAAAAAGGUUCUAGAGAGUAAAGACUCGUUAUUUGCUUUUAUUCACGACUCACAGGAAAUAAAGUAUAGAGUUACACUAAAUUGUUCUUUGACCGAAGUUGGAGAAGUUUUUGCCGAACAACCUUACGCAAUAGCCGUACAACAAGGUAGUCAUUUACAAGAAGAAAUAAGCAGAAAAAUAUUGGAUUUGCAAAAAGAUAGAUUUUUCGAGGGUCUCAAUUUUAAAUAUUGGAAUUCAACUCUCAAAAGGCAAUGUACCGAUGCUGAUGAUAAUGAAGGAAUCACCUUAGAAAGUUUAGGUGGAGUUUUCAUAGCAACAUUAAUUGGAUUGGCACUGGCAAUGCUCACAUUGGCCGUGGAAGUAUUGUACAAUAAAAAGAAAAACAAAACACAAGAUUUAAUGCAAAAAGAAAGUAAAGAAUUUCAAUUGACAGAGAAAGCAAUGAGGCAAUUUAUGAAAAAAUUACCCUUCAAAGCAGCGCCAACAGUUGCAUUUGUUGAAAAACCACCACCACCAAAACCACGAAUUUCACAUAUUUCAGUUUAUCCACGACCAUUUCCUUUUAAAGAAUAAUUUCUCAUAUACAAAAAAAAAAAAAAAAAAUCUUUAUAAAUAUAAAUUUACAUUAUAGAUAUGAAAAAAUUUUCUACUCUAUUUUCUAAAAAAUAAAUCUUCGAAAAUAAAUUAAAUAGUAAAUUUUUGCAAAUAAAAAGAAAAAAAAUAUAAUAAUAUUAAAUUAUAGUCAAAUUGUAGCAUAAAAUUUCUACAUUGUAGUGUUCAAAGAAUGUGUGUUAUUAUUAAGUUAAAAAUUAUUGUUGCCUCUUUUUUUUUAGUAUCAUUUU
Leptopilina boulardi is the source of this 3051-nucleotide messenger RNA. RefSeq names its product ionotropic receptor 25a-like (gene Ir8a). Lineage: Eukaryota; Metazoa; Arthropoda; Insecta; Hymenoptera; Figitidae. Gene Ontology annotation, cellular component: postsynaptic membrane; plasma membrane. Gene Ontology annotation, biological process: modulation of chemical synaptic transmission; monoatomic ion transport; synaptic transmission, glutamatergic. Bases 104 to 2782 code for a protein of 892 amino acids. The transcript is spliced from 16 exons. Gene Ontology annotation, molecular function: glutamate-gated receptor activity; transmitter-gated monoatomic ion channel activity involved in regulation of postsynaptic membrane potential. The record is from RefSeq and is a predicted model, not a curated record.